This is a messenger RNA of Cynocephalus volans (Philippine flying lemur), 2124 nucleotides long. It is a transcript of the gene TNFRSF11A, whose product is annotated as TNF receptor superfamily member 11a. Gene Ontology annotation, biological process: ossification; response to interleukin-1; lymph node development. Bases 1 to 2124 code for a protein of 707 amino acids. The transcript has 10 exons. Gene Ontology annotation, cellular component: external side of plasma membrane. Lineage: Eukaryota; Metazoa; Chordata; Mammalia; Dermoptera; Cynocephalidae. Gene Ontology annotation, molecular function: tumor necrosis factor receptor activity; cytokine binding. The record is from RefSeq and is a predicted model, not a curated record.
AUGGAGAGAGCUAGUGUGGCCAGCCGCAUCGAGGGACAGGUCCAUAAGUCCCCGGGGGACCAGCAAAGCAAGACAGGAUGGAACGUCAGAAGAACUAGACACCAACGCGUGGACUGCAAAGCAGAGCGCAAGCCAGGCGUGGGCUUAGAAUGGGACCAGCACCAGGCGGGCUUCACAUGCUGUGCGAGGGCUCAGGGAGCCACGAGGUCCUCAAAUAAGAGGGUUUUCCUCUUAGAACAGGAUCUCUGCAAGUGGAGGGAAAGAAAAUUGGAAGCAGAGAGCCAGGAAGAGAGAGGAGAAGGGACAGUGACUUUUCAGAUCACCCCUCCAUGUAGCAGUGAGAGGCAUUAUGAGCAUCUUGGACGGUGCUGUAACAAAUGUGAACCAGGAAAGUACAUGUCUUCUAAAUGCACUACUACCUCUGACAGUGUAUGUCUUCCCUGUGGCCUGGAUGAAUACCUGGAUACCUGGAAUGAAGAAGAUAAAUGCUUGCUGCAUAAAGUUUGUGAUACAGGCAAGGCCCUGGUGGCCGUGGACCCCGGCAACCGCACGGCCCCGCGGCGCUGCGCCUGCAUGGCCGGGUACCACUGGAGCCAGGACUGCGAGUGCUGCCGCCGCAACGCCGAGUGCGCGCCGGGCUUGGGCGCCCAGCACCCCUUGCAGCUCAACAAGGACACGGUGUGCAAGCCCUGCCUUGUAGGCUACUUCUCAGAUGCCUUCUCUUCCACAGACAAAUGCAAACCCUGGACCAACUGUACCAUCCUUGGAAAGACAGUGGAACGUCACGGGACAGAGAAAUCAGACGUGGUUUGCAGUUCUUCUCUGCUGUCUAGAAAACCACCAAAUGAACCCCGGAUUUACUUGCCCAGUUUAAUUAUUCUGCUUCUCUUCAUAUCCAUGGCAUUACUUGCUGCCGUCAUCUUUGGUGUCUACUAUAGGAAAAAAGGGAAAGCACUAACAGCUAAUUUGUGGCACUGGGUCAAUGACGCUUGCAGCCGCCUAAGUGGAAAUAAGGAGUCCUCAGGUGACACCUGCAGCAGCGCUCACGUGACAGCCUCUGGUCAGCGCCAAGUCUGUGAAGGUGUCUUGCUGCUGACUCUGGAGAAGACACUUCCAGAAGAUAUGUGCUGUCCAGAUGGCUGCGGAGUCUGUGCAGGCGCGUGUGUGGGAGCUGGUCCCUACUCAUCGGGCAGAGAUGUCACCAUGCUCUCCUUGGUCAGCGAGACCGAGGCCGAAGGGGACCCUUUCAGGCAGAUUCCCAUGGAAGACGAGUACGUGGACAGGCCCUCGCAGGGCCCUGAGUGUUUACUGCUCCUGACUCAGCCUGGAAGCAAAUCCAUGCCCCCUUUCUCUGAGCCCCUGGAGGUGGGGGAGAAUGACAGUUUAAGCCAGUGCUUCACGGGGACAGAGAGCAUGGUGGAUUCAGAAAGCUGUGACUUGGCCGAGCCCCUCUGCAGGACUGAUUGGAUCCCCGUGUCCUACGAAAAGUACUUGCAAAAAGAGGUGGAGGCUGGCAAUUGCCCCCACUGGGCAGCCAGCUCCAACUCGGCAGAUGGCUGCACAGGCUGCGGGAACCCUCCCGGGGAGGACUGUGAACCCGUCCUGGGUUCCCUGAAACAUGAACCCUUGCCCCAGUGUGCCUAUGGCAUGGGCCUUCCCCCGGAGGAAGCAGCCGGCAGGGCAGAUGGGGGAGACCAGCCCCAUGACAACGGCGGGGCUGAUGGGAGGCUGCCAGGCUCGACUAGAGGAGGCGCUGGGUCUGGAAGCUCCCCUAGUGACCAGCCACCUGCAUCUGGAAAUGUGACUGGAAACAGUAACUCCACGUUCAUUUCCAGCGGGCAGGUGAUGAACUUCAAGGGCGACAUCAUCGUGGUCUACGUCAGCCAGACGUCGCAGGAGGGCGCGGCGGGGGGCGCGGCGACUGCAGCGGAGGAGCCGGUGGGCUGCCCGGUGCAGGAGCAGAGCCCGGCGCGCCGCGACUCCUUCGCGGGCAACGGCGCGCGCUUCGCGGACACGUGCGCGGGCCCCGAGGUGCCGCCCGGCCCGGGGCUGCAGGAGCGCGGCGAGCCCGCGCCCGAGAAGGCCUCGCGGCCGGUGCAGGAGCAGGGCGGGGCCGCGGCCUGA